This is a messenger RNA of Eleginops maclovinus (Patagonian blennie), 1368 nucleotides long. Its product is annotated as heterogeneous nuclear ribonucleoprotein A2 homolog 1. The transcript is spliced from 5 exons. Bases 493 to 921 code for a protein of 142 amino acids. NCBI's taxonomy places the organism in Eukaryota, Metazoa, Chordata, Actinopteri, Perciformes, Eleginopidae. The record is from RefSeq and is a predicted model, not a curated record. Gene Ontology annotation, molecular function: RNA binding.
AAUGCUUUGGUAACAAAUAAUGAUGAUCUUGUCUUGUCAAAAAAGGAGACAAAUGAGAGAUAUUUCAACCAGCGUUAAUUGCUUUAUGUAGAGUUUGUUUGUUUAGUCAAUAUCAUAGAAAGUAUAUAAUCUAGGAAAAGCAAACCAUUUAAGCCUAAACAAUUGCUUGCUACAACUUUUAUAGCUACUACCCUUUAAAACAUGUUAAAAAUGGAAUUUGUAAACCCAAUUAACAUGUUCCUGUGAGGUCAUUUGCACCUGCACUCUUCACAUAUUUUGAAGUUAAAAUGUAUUUCCUACUAGCUGCUGAACAAGUUUGGUAACUUCUGGUGAGCUUCACAAGAAAAUAACCGGCCACAGAUUAAUUUGCUGUGACUGAAAAGGACACUAUAACCAACUCCACAGCAGGGGACUGCACAUUGAGUUGUUUGACUUGGAGGAGCGGGUUGCUGAACAUCUAAGGAUUUACCUCUGAAUCUCAUCUUCACUGAGAUGGACAUCAAGACUCCAAAAAGAGUUUACAUUAGCCUUCCAAAGAAACACAUGGUGGCUUUGGCUCAAAAGUAUCAACUGGACCAUGGGUUGGUUAUUAAAGACCUGAACCCCUAUAUAAAUGAAGGAUAUGUAAGAGCUUACUUUAAAGAAUGGGGCACCGUCACAGCGUGUAAAGUUACGCGGAACCCAACAUCAGUGGCCUAUGUGAGGUUUUCUGCAGAGGAUGAGGCAGACAGAGCAGAUUGGGCUGGACCUCACUACAUUGGAGGCGAUGUCGAAGUCAAACGAGUUGUUAGUCCAAAGAUGAAGGAGGAUUCAGAUGAGGAGAAUACCGCAGCUGUUUCUGUCCCUCAACCACGGCGUUCAAUGGGCUUGGGCUACAUCCUGGAAGACGCUCAGUGGUUAGAUGAGGGAAUGGAGAAGUAAACAUAUAGUGCAACAGUGUAAAUGGAUAUUUUUGUAUUGUGUAAAACUGUCUGUAGCCUACUGUGCCUGAAAUAAGAUUAAAAAAAAGAAAAGCAACACAAGGAUUCAUAGCAUAUAUCCUCAGCUACAUAGGAUCACAUAUACUGCACCUGUUUGAUAUUGUUUUAGAUUGUGAGUUGCUGUGAUUAUAAUAUGAUAAUACUAAUUUUAUGUUGUGUCUCAUGACAAAUAUAUACCAUGGGUGAUAAUAAAGUCAGACUCAAUUCUGUGUUUAAUGUUUGUCAAGGGUUAGUGUCAACCUAUCUUAAAGUGUCAUCUCCCUUUUGUUAAGAGACUAUUAAUGAAUUCAAUAUGAUUUUUAAUUAAUAAAUGAUAUUUUAUGAAAACACAGGGAAGUUAUCUUUGAUUCACAUAAUUGUUCUUGAAUAAAUAACUUUCACAGCUUCA